AAAACACGAGGCAUUACCGCUUUCUCUUAACGGGGUGCACCAUUUCACUUCACUGCGCCACAUCGACUACGGGAAAAAUCACCGAGUUUCCGAAUAGCUGCGUAAACUAAACAGCGAUGUUCAACGCUCAGUUUUGGCAAUAUUUUCCCCUCACAACUAUCUAAAAUCGGCAUAUAUACUCCAAUGGUUUUACUGGACGUAGGAUGGGAUUAACUUUGUCUGGAAGAUAUAUUUCAUUGUUUCUUGCUGUUCAAAUAGCCUAUCUGCUGCAGGCGGUUCGAGCGGCUGGGAAAUGUGAAACAGUGUUCAAAGGUUUCUCCGACUGCCUGCUUCAACUGGGAGAGAACAUGGCCAACUAUCCACAGGAGCUGGGCGAGAAGGAAAACCUUCAGACCAUCUGCACUUACUGGGAUGAUUUCCAUUCAUGUGCGACCACUGCUCUGGCAGACUGUCAAGAGGGAGCCACAGAUCUGUGGGAGAAGCUGAAAAAAGAGUCCAGAAAUCUGGACUUUCGCGGCAGCUUGUUUGAACUGUGUGCGGCUGGGAACGGCGCGAGCCGAUCAUCGGUUCCGUUCGGCCUAACGCUGAUCCUCACCGCACUGUCUGCGCUCGUCACGUGGAUGCAGUUUUAACCUACGAAGAAAAAAGAAAAUCAAAGAAGAGAAAAAAGAAAGAGAAGAGAGAGUAAAAGACCAGACAAACCAUCAACACAAUAAUAAAAAAUAAUAAUAAGUAAUGGCGAUCAAGAUUCAUCCUCACCCAAAUGGAUUUAUAUACCUAUUUCAUCUGGAGAAAAAAAAAAAAAAAAAAAAAAAAAAAAAAAACGUUUUUUGCAAGAGACAAUGGCAAGAAGAGGUCUUCUGGGAAUGCACAAGCACAUUUGCCUGACUCUGGGUCGAUUUCAUGAAAUAUUUAUCAGAUAUUGAGUUGAAAUGACGGCCUGAAUUUCUGAAAGGUCCUGGUUAGAAGCGUAGUAUUUUAUAACAUUACUGUCUGUUAUGAAUGAAUUAUUACUGUAGGCUGUUCACAUUCUCAACGGCCAUCAUGCAUUAUAGAAAAAUAGGAAAUAUUCUCCCAUCCGUUUGUUUUUUAUACGCUCUUUGUCAAUAUUUAGUUUUUCAUUUAUCAAAUUUAUUUUAGUCAAGCCAAGUAUAUGGAUGAUGUGUGAGGGGUUAGAAGGUUUCCUGACCCACCAAUGCAGAGAAAAAAAAUAUAUAUAAGAAACGACUCUAAUAAUAACGAUAGGCUUUAAAUACUAGCCUAAUCAUGAUGAUAGUAAAAAUUAAUCUAUAAUAAAUAAACCUCAGGAAUGAUUUAGUGGCAUACAAGAGAGCAGAUAAUAUAUAUAUAUAUAUAUAUAUAUAUAUAUAUAUAUAUAUAUAUAUAUAUAUAUAUAUAUAUAUAUAUAUAUAUAAGACUUUAUUAAGGAACAAAGAGGUGUCAAAUGUAGCCAUAAGAGGCUGUGAGAUAGUUGACUGUUCCCAUUUUCUCCCAAAAUGCUAUUCUAUUCCAUUCAAAGAAGAAUUGUCUCUUUUUAUGUAGGACACACAACAGUAAAAAAGGUAACACUUUACAUUACAGUGUCCAUGUUGCAAUUAACAAAUGUGUAAUUAUAAGCAAGCAGCUCCAGAAAACAAUUACACAUCAAAUACACGUAGUUCAUUCUUAUUACGCAAUACUUACACUGCAACGUAAAGUGCGGCCUGUAUUUCUCCCAACAUUAUCGUAGCACGACAGUAUCUGGACAUUGACAUUAAUAGUUGGAUGACGUGAAUUUUGCUAGCUUUAUUUGAUGUUGCCAAGGCAUAGACCACGUUUCACUGCCUUCAGAAGAUGUGUAUUUUAUUUGUUCGUUCGUUUGUUUGUUUCUUGGGAUGUUGCAUACGAAAUACCUGAAUAUUCAAAACCAUACAAGUAAAUAAGAGAUGUAUGUGAAAUGAAAAGAGAGAUACUUUAACCGAAACCGUUUUAAAACAGAUUGAUUAUACAGGUAUAUAAAAUAGACUGCUAAAAAAAAGUAUUUAAAAGAAUUAAAUAAAAACAGUUACUAUUUGAAAGAGA
Carassius gibelio (silver crucian carp) is the source of this 2061-nucleotide messenger RNA. RefSeq names its product neuritin 1a (gene nrn1a). Gene Ontology annotation, cellular component: plasma membrane. The record is from RefSeq and is a predicted model, not a curated record. The transcript is spliced from 3 exons. Gene Ontology annotation, biological process: neuron projection extension; nervous system development. Lineage: Eukaryota; Metazoa; Chordata; Actinopteri; Cypriniformes; Cyprinidae. The coding region runs from base 204 to 632 and encodes 142 amino acids.